AUGGGAACAACAGACCAAGAAAUGAACUCACACGGCGAGGUGGUGGAGUCGCCAUUGCAUCUCCACAACUCCAAUUCCAACAACAACAACAACAACAUCAACAAGAACACCAACAUCCCCUUCACCUCCCUGGGAAGGCAGUCCUCCAUCUACUCCCUCACCCUCGACGAAUUCCAGCACACCCUCUGCGAGGGCGGCAAGAAUUUCGGCUCCAUGAACAUGGACGAGUUCCUCAACAGCAUCUGGACCGCCGAGGAGAAUCAGGCCGCCGGGGGCACCGCCGGGCACACCAUCCUUCAUAAUUCCAACCCGGCCCCCAUGUCGGCAGGUACCCCCGCCAGCAACGGGGACCCGACGGGUUCGGGGAAUCCGGGUCGGGGGAUCUCCAAGCAGCCCAGCCUUCCCAGGCAAGGCUCGCUCACUCUCCCGGAGCAGCUCUGCCGGAAGACGGUCGACGAGGUUUGGUCGGAGAUUCACAACGGCAGGAUGAACAAGGCGGCGGCAGCGGGGAAGAGCGAAGGGAAUUCCAAUUCUUCCCGGGGGAACGUGCGGAAUGCCGAUUCUACCCCUCGGCAGCCGACUUUUGGGGAGAUGACCUUGGAGGAUUUUCUCGUCAAGGCAGGGGUAGUUCGGGAACAACAAUGUGGGGCAGCAGCUGCUGCCGCUCCGCCUCUCCUUCCACCUCAGCAGCAGUCGCAGUACGGGAUGUACCAGUCCGGCGGCGGCGCUGUCGCGGCCGGGUUUCUUCCCCGGUCGAUCGGAAGCGGUGGAGCGGUGGGUAAUUACCAGUCGGUCCUUCCACAAACUGGUGGGCCGAUUGGAGAAUCAUCCGGAAGGAACGGUGGGUACACGCAGCAGCAGCCUCCGCCACCGGCCGCCGUUUACGGCGGGAGAGUGGGGAAUGGGGUCGCCGGCGGAGGGGGAUAUGUGCCGGCGCCACCGUUAUCGAUGGUGGGGCCUGUGAGUCCAGUGUCGUCGGAUGGGAUGGUGGCGAAUGUGGAUGCGGUGGGGAAUCAGUACGGGAUGGAUAUGAGUGGGUUGAGGAGCCGUAAGAGGAUAAUUGAUGGGCCGGUGGAGAAGGUGGUCGAGAGGCGGCAGCGGCGGAUGAUCAAGAAUCGUGAGUCCGCGGCCAGGUCCCGUGCUAGGAAACAAGCUUACACGGUUGAGCUGGAGGCAGAACUGAAUCAGUUGAAAGACGAGAACAAGCAGCUCAAGCAAGCACUGGUUGAGCUAGAAAGGAAAAGAAAGCAACAGUAUGUUGAGGAACUGAGGACGAAGGGACAGUCGAAGGCACAGAAGGCCAGGGAGAGGCUGAGGCUCAUGAGAAGGAACCUCAGUUGUCCGUUGUGA
This is a messenger RNA of Linum trigynum, 1350 nucleotides long. The record is from the annotation of a GenBank genome assembly. NCBI's taxonomy places the organism in Eukaryota, Viridiplantae, Streptophyta, Magnoliopsida, Malpighiales, Linaceae.